Chondrus crispus (carragheen) is the source of this 567-nucleotide messenger RNA. RefSeq lists its product as hypothetical. The transcript has a single exon. Lineage: Eukaryota; Rhodophyta; Florideophyceae; Gigartinales; Gigartinaceae. The coding region runs from base 1 to 567 and encodes 188 amino acids. The record is from RefSeq and is a predicted model, not a curated record.
AUGAUCUUAGCGACGUUGGACAUGGCGCCGAAGAAGCCUGUUUUCUGGACGACGGCCUCCUCCUUGAGGCGGCGGACCUUGGCCUCGAAGUCCUCGUCGUCGUCCGAAUCGGAGUCGUUCCUCGAGUCGUCCGCGAGGAUCUCGAGCUGGUUGGCGAGGUCCUCAUCGUCGGGGUUGUCGUCCUCGAUGGCCUUCUUCGCGGCGAACGCGGCCUUGGCAAUGUCGGUCUCCUCGCCGGUGGCUUCCUUCUCGGCGGCGGCGAGCAGCUCGGUGCGCGUGAGGGCGUCGUCGGCGCGCACAAACUCGAGGGGCAGGGCCGGCCAGAUGAAGGCGACGAAGAUGGGGCGGAAGUGGUCGCCGUCGGGCAUGGCGGCGUCGUUCUGCAUGCCGCCCAUGAACUCGGUGAAGGGGACGGCCACGGCCUUGUCGGGCGGGGUGUUCCAGCCGUGCGUCUGGGCGAUGAUGUGCGUGACGUCGUGGGCCUUGAUGUACUCGACGAUGGCGUCCGACACCAGGGCGCCCUUGUAUUCUAGCUCCUCCGUCUCGGACAGCUGGACUAGGAAGUAG